AUGUCCUCCAACUUCUCCAUCACCCCGAUCCUGAUCGCGUCGCUCGGCUUCGCCUUCAUCAUCGUAGUCGUCGCUGGCACAGGUAAAUUGUACGACAUCUACCGUCGUCGUCGUCGAGGUCGUCUUCAACAACGACAACGACGACACCAAACUGCCCCAGCUGACGCUAACACUGACACUGACUCCCCUGCAGACUCUGCCCGUUGGACUUACACCCCUUACAACACCACCACCACCACAUCGGCAUCGGCAAUGUCGACCUUGAGAAUUCCCCUUCCGAUAGCGUCUACUAAGGGACCUAGUCGAUGGGCUCGAGGAGGUGGUGGUGGUGGUAGGUCUAACUAUAAGAAGAUCAAGGAUCUGCAAGCUAGUGUUAAUGAUGAGGAGGAGGAGGAGUGGGAGGAGGUGGAGUUGAGGGACUUGGAGAUGGGGAGGUGA
Molecule: messenger RNA, 438 nt
Organism: Sphaerulina musiva SO2202
Lineage: Eukaryota; Fungi; Ascomycota; Dothideomycetes; Mycosphaerellales; Mycosphaerellaceae
Exons: 1
Coding region: 1-438 (145 amino acids)
Source: RefSeq, a predicted model, not a curated record